Messenger RNA from Triplophysa dalaica, 5650 nucleotides. RefSeq names its product interferon-induced very large GTPase 1-like. Gene Ontology annotation, molecular function: GTP binding. The transcript has 5 exons. Bases 110 to 5650 code for a protein of 1846 amino acids. NCBI's taxonomy places the organism in Eukaryota, Metazoa, Chordata, Actinopteri, Cypriniformes, Nemacheilidae. The record is from RefSeq and is a predicted model, not a curated record.
GAAAAACUGUAAACAGUUUAGAAAAAUUCCUAUAAGGCUUUAAAAUCCAUACGGUGUUUAAAGUGCAGAAAAUAAAACUAAAGAUUAAAUAAAGACACUGGACAGGAAGAUGUCCAGCACUGACAUCACAGUGUAUGCUGUAAACAAUCCUCCUCGCAGCAAAGAAAAAGAUCCUCAUUUGAGUGAUAAGGAGUCUCCUCUGACUGUUGCUCUGUUUGGAAACUCAACAUCAGUUCAAUUUGGUCAUGAUAACACUCUUCUGGGAGAAGAAUCACAUCCUCUUAAAGAAUUCUCAAGGAUUGAUCCCGUACAGAUGAAGAUAUCAGAACAUAAUGUCUCGGUCAUCAACAUGCUUGACUUCACUGAACGUCAACUGGACUCUGUGGAUCAUCUCAUUGGUCAACUAGUGCAUGAAAAUGAAAUCUGUGCCUUCAUCUUUGUUGUUCGUCUGGGUCAGUUAACAGAUGCUGAUAAGAUGGGUCUUGAAUGGCUACAGACAGUAUUUGGUGACAGAAUUCUUCAGUUUGUGAUAAUUCUCUUCACUUAUGAGAGAGAAGAAGAGUGUGACACUAUAAUAGAUGAUCUGAAGAAAAACUCUGUCAUGGAGCAGCUGCUGAACAAAUGUGGAGGAAGAUAUCACACCUGCAGCAAGACCAUGAACAACAGAUCAGAGAUGAGAGACCUGAUGAAGGAGAUUGAUCGUCUGUUUAAUGAGAAUAAAGAUCAGUGCUACACUGUAGAAAUGUACAACACACAGUUAAAUAGGCACAGCAACUUACAAAAGAACGAAAAUGACAGUGAUAAACCCACAAUCAAGAAGAAGAGCAUGGAGCACACACCUUCAAGAGAAUUGCAAUACAUACACAAGGGGAUUGUAGGAUAUUAUUCAUCAACACACAUAAGAUUGGAACAACAUCAUAAAAAAGAAAUUAAUGAAAAAGUAAAGCAGCUCUUUGAUCAGCUUCAUCUCAAAAGCCACAAUAAUCUGAGAGCUUCAGAUGUUCUUCAGAUAACAUCACAUUCAUUACAGUCUAAUGAGUCUUGUGCUGAAGAAGACCUGGUGAAGAAUUAUCUGCAGACACUACUGAUGAUGAACUACAGAGCAAGACACAUAACAACUAAAGAAACCAGUGAACAUUAUCACACACUAGAAACAGACAACGCUUCUGAUGAUGAUGAGGGAGAUCUGUUUGAUAUCAUGUCUUCAUCUAAUGCAGUAACAAGUAAAUCAGAUUCUAUUCACCCAAUGGAUGUUCAGAUGGCCGUGUUUCAUUGUGCUGAUAUUUUCCUAAAGCAGCUGAUGGUCACUAAACUCUCUCAGUGUCAGUUUGCUCUUCCUCUGCUUGUUCCUCAUCCAUUCACACAACACAUUGAGUUUCCUCUCUGGACAUUCAGACAAAUCAACAAGAGCUGGAAGAUCAGAAGACCUGACAAUGACAUCAUCAGUAGAGUCCAGUCAGUUUGUAAAGCAGAAACUCCAAUGGUGUCGUUCUUCAGGUUUGGUUCUGUGUCUUCAUCUAAAUCUCAGCUGAUGAACAGUCUGAUCAAUGAGAAACACAACACGUUCUUCACCAGAAACUGUCCAGGCAGCAGCAGAACCAGACUACUGAUGGAUGGAGUGGUGGAGAUCGCCUGGUACUGUCCAUCUGAAAAAAACACAGAUAAAUUUACUGACUGUGUUGCCUUCUGUAAUCUUCAUGGUGAUGCAGGAGACAAUGAGACACAGAUGAAGAUUCUCACUGAAAUGUCUUCAGUCAAUGUUGUUCUUCUGACAAAACUUGACAAGAAUGAUAAAAAUGCAUCCAAGAUACAAGAGCUGUUAAAAAACUCAAAGCCACUCAUAUUCCUUUUUACUGCAGAGGAAUCUGCUGUAUCUAAGGUGAAGAACAGAAAAUACAAAAUUGGUCUGAAAGACAGGAAUCAGUCAGAUGUGUCUGAAGAACUCAGAAGAGCUAUAAAUGAUUGUCUCCCAUCUUCAGGAUCAGCCUCUGUGUUCAGACUUGAAGACGUGUCCAAACACUCAAAUAUCAGAGUAGAUGAAGAAGAUAAUGAAGACUGCAGGAGAGGAAGAGAAGCAGCACAACAGAUGAUGAGUUUAUUGAAGAAUAAACCUCUGAAAGAAAUCAAAGAAUCAUUUCUGCCCCAUCAGGGUGAACUUUGGCAUCUGUGGUGUCAGAAAAACAAAGAACUUCAUCGACCUCAAGGGAAAGACAUAGAACAAGAAAUAAGCAGAAAACAAACAGAAAUGAAGAAGAUUCGUGAAAAGCAACAUGAAUCUGACACGAGUGAGUGUAUAAAGUUAUUUAUUAAACAAAUGACCUCACAUGAUGUUAAGAAGAUGUUUUUCCUGAGAUGGCUCAGAAUCCUCCUCGAUGAAUUCACAUCAGCUGAUCUUUCUGUUUUAUAUCAGAAGUAUAAUAAAAAGUGGUCAACAGUCUUAAAACUGAAAGAAAAUGCUAAACUUAAAUCUGAGGAAGAAGAGCAACUCAAAGCUGAACAAACACAACUUGAGCUAAUAUCUUCAGAUCUUCAAGCAACAGCCUUUGGUCUGGAGCACAUCAUGAGAGAGAUCAGUCAGAUCUAUGAAUCAUGUUUAUAUGUGAAGAAGAACAAAACAGAUCUUGAGUUUGACUUCUCUUCUCUCCCAAGUCUUGCAGCAGAUAUGAUGAUCUCUGGAUUUCCACUGGAGCUGAUGGAUGGAGAUGCUGCUCAUGUUCCUGUCAUGUGGGUUACUGCUGUUCUAGAUAAACUCAUCCAGAAACUGGGAGAUCAGAGAGUGUUUGUUCUGUCAAUUUUAGGGAUUCAGAGCUCUGGGAAAUCCACCAUGCUGAAUGCCAUGUUUGGACUUGAGUUUGCAGUCAGUGCCGGCCGCUGCACCAGAGGAGCUUUCAUGCAGCUGAUCAGAGUCUCAGAAGACAUGAAACAUCAGAUGAAGUUUGAUUAUAUUCUGGUUGUUGAUACUGAAGGUCUUCGGGCUUCUGAACUGGCUGGAAGGUCCACAAGACAUCAUGACAAUGAACUGGCCACAUUUGUUGUUGGUCUUGGAUAUCUGACAUUGAUCAACAUCUUUGGAGAAAACCCGUCUGAGAUGCAGGAAAUUCUUCAGAUUGUUGUUCAGGCCUUUCUGAGGAUGAAGAAGGUCAAACUGAACCCCAGCUGUAUUUUUGUACAUCAGAAUGUUUCAGACAUCACAGCUGGAGAGAGAAACAUGGAGGGAAGGAGACGACUACUGGACACACUGGAUCAAAUGACAGAACUCGCUGCAAAAGAGGAGGUCUAUGAUGCUGAAUGUUUCAGUGAUGUCAUUAAAUUUGAUGUACAGAAUGAUGUGGAGUAUUUUGCUCAACUGUGGGAGGGAAGCCCACCCAUGGCACCACCAAACCCAAACUACUGUGAGAAUGUUGAAAAACUAAGAAAAGCUAUUGUAUCACAUGCCUCAAAUUCAACAGGAAUGAGGCUUACACAUUUAUGUCAGCGGAUUCAGGAUCUCUGGGAGGCUUCGCUGAAUGAACGAUUUGUGUUCAGCUUCAGAAAUUCUCUGGAGAUUUCAGCAUAUAGGAGACUGGAGACAGAAUACAGCAAGUGGACGUGGACUCUUCGCAGUGCUAUUAUGAAGAUUCAGACUAAACUUCACAACCAAAUAGACAAUGAAGUAAUCAAUGAGAUUGUGGAAACAGAUCUUCAGAAAGAACUGGAAGAGAAAAGCGAUGAAGUGACUAAAUCAAUGUCAGAAUUCUUUGAUAAAGACACAGAUUCUGAUAUACUGAUUCAGUGGAAAACUUCAUUUGAAAUAAAACUCUCGGAGCUUCAAGAAAACAUUGUAAAAGAAACAACGUGGAAAUUAAAUGAGAUUCUUCAGCAGCGAGACCUAAAGAGAAAGCUUGAUGCUCAGGGUACACAUCAUGAAAACACUCUCUUAGAAAAGAGCAAAGAACUUGCUUUACAACACAAAGACAAAACAAAUGAUGAAGAAACUCUGAAGAGAGAGUUUGGUGUGUUCUGGGAAGAGUGUGUGAAGAAGAUUACAACAGAUUCUCCUCCAAUCAAAGACAUCGACAUACUGAAAGAUGUGAGAGAACUUCUCAGUGACAUCUAUGAAAGUGUCAAUGUAGACACAUGGAACGACAUCAGGAACAUAUUUACUGUACCAAAUUAUUCAGAUUAUGUUCAGUUAAAGAGAUCCAGUGGAGUAACAGGACAUUUAAAAAAUGUCAUCAAAGCAGCGAAAGAGAAGAUUGGUUUAAAAUUAUCUAAAGAGGAUGAAACACAAAUAAGAACCUUUAUCACAGAUGUUUCUUAUCAUACAGACGAGAUGAUUCAGUCAUAUAAUAUUUCAAAGCUAGGCUACAACAUCAGCUACAUUCAACAACUCACAGAUUACAUCAAAGCAAGAAUAACAGAAUAUGAGAAAGGUCCAGUGAAAUAUGUGUUCAAGAGAGAAUUCUUCAUAGAUUUAUUAUUUUCUAUAUUUAAGAGAGUAAACAAGACAUUGACUGACCAACACAAAAAGUUCAGAGAUGCCAAUGAUCCUGAUCUCUAUCUGGAGAAGAAGAAGAGAGAAUACUACAGUAUUUUCCAGAAAUACUGUCAAGGAGCAACAUCAGCUGCUAUUUUUGGUGAGAUCAUCUGUCAGAAACUGAAAGAACCCAUUGAACAGAGUGUCUACAGACAGACCGCCAGAGAUUUAGCAGAUGAGAUGAGAUCAAACUGUCCAUCACUGAAUGGAAACAGAUCAAAUCUGGAGAAACACAUCCUGAAGAGACUGGCAGAAGAGGAGAACUUUGACAAAUACAUCAACUACAUUCAUAAUCCCAGAGAUCACUUCAAGAGUUUUAUCAGAGAUGAAGUGAGUCAGUACAUCAGAGAUCAGUUCAGUGUCAGUGUUCAGCUCAAGAUGAAUCAGAACAUUGAACUCCUGCAGAAGAAGAUCAUGACAGCAGCACAUAAAUCUACUCAACAUGUUCAAGAGAACAGAGGAAAUGUUGAUGUGUGGUUGAAGUUUUUCACACAGAAGCUCUCAGAUGUUCUGAUGUUCUCUGUGAAGGACUUCAGUGGAGUCAAACAUGAUGAUGUUGAUGAUUACAAACUUCUAGAAGAUGUGAUAAGAAAAGAACUUCCUUCAAUAACAUCUGACAUCACUAGAGAGUUCAGCACAGAUUCAUUUGAUGUUAAACUGGAUCUGAACUACAGAACAGAUGAGAUUGUGAUUGAUCACUUGUGUCAGUGCUGUUGGGUUCAGUGUCCGUUCUGUAAAGCCAUCUGCACCAACACAAUAGAAAACCAUGAUGGAGAUCACAGCGUUCCUUUCCACAGGGUGGAUGGAAUCAAUGGGUGGUUUUACACUAAAUCAAACCAUCUUUGUGUUAACUUUUGUACAACUGUAGUGACAGCGGAACAUGCCAGUUUUAAAGUAGAGACCUCAGAUCAGUGGUUCUAUCACAAAGAAUACAGGAAAGCAGGAGGAGUUUAUGCUGAAUGGAGCAUCACUCCUGAUCUCUCAGAGCUGCCCUACUGGAAGUGGUUCAUGUGCAGAUUCCAGGAUGAUCUGGAAAAAUACUACGAGAGAACAUUCAGAUGUGAAACAACAGAGGAAUGGAGAAUAUACACAAAAAAGGAUGCUAUUGAGAGUCUGGAUACAUAUUUUAAAUGA